This is a messenger RNA of Fusarium oxysporum Fo47, 1596 nucleotides long. RefSeq names its product proteasome regulatory particle base subunit RPT4. Gene Ontology annotation, cellular component: cytosolic proteasome complex; proteasome regulatory particle, base subcomplex. NCBI's taxonomy places the organism in Eukaryota, Fungi, Ascomycota, Sordariomycetes, Hypocreales, Nectriaceae. Gene Ontology annotation, molecular function: ATP binding; ATP hydrolysis activity; proteasome-activating activity. The record is from RefSeq and is a predicted model, not a curated record. Bases 158 to 1333 code for a protein of 391 amino acids. Gene Ontology annotation, biological process: positive regulation of RNA polymerase II transcription preinitiation complex assembly. The transcript is spliced from 4 exons.
UGAGCAACCACCAUCACCAUCCAAACACCUUUCCGUCAACAUAAACCGAGCUUUCGAUACCCGACAGACGACGCCCAAGACCGACGAAUUGUCAAGAAAGAAGAAACAUUAACAAUAUACAACUCACGAAAAUAGGAUCGGAAUAAAGUUAUUCACAAUGUCUGCCGAAGACGAGCGCCAGGCUGCCCUUAACUCCUACCGCACGAAACUCAUGGAGUCGCGAGAAUGGGAGGCAAAGCUCAAGAAUCUACGUUUAGAAAUCAAGGACAUGCAGCGAGAGUUUGACAAGACCGAGGACAACAUCAAGGCGCUACAGAGUGUGGGACAGAUCAUCGGCGAGGUACUGAAACAGCUUGAUGACGAACGAUUUAUCGUCAAGGCCUCAUCGGGACCACGAUAUGUUGUCGGAUGCAGAUCAAAGGUCGACAAGGUCAAGCUCAAGCAAGGUACCCGCGUUGCUCUCGACAUGACGACACUCACCAUCAUGCGAAUGCUUCCCCGCGAAGUCGACCCCUUGGUGUACAACAUGUCCCUGGAGGACCCAGGACAAGUCAGCUUUGCUGGUAUCGGUGGAUUGAACGAUCAGAUUCGAGAGCUUAGAGAAGUCAUUGAGCUUCCCCUCAAGAACCCCGAACUGUUCCUCCGAGUAGGCAUCAAACCUCCCAAGGGUGUCCUGUUGUAUGGUCCUCCCGGAACUGGAAAAACUCUACUGGCACGAGCAGUUGCUAGCAGUCUAGAGACCAACUUCUUGAAGGUUGUUUCUUCCGCUAUUGUUGAUAAAUAUAUUGGAGAAUCUGCAAGACUGAUCCGUGAGAUGUUUGGCUAUGCCAAGGAGCAUGAGCCUUGCAUCAUUUUCAUGGACGAAAUUGAUGCCAUUGGCGGUCGUCGUUUCUCCGAGGGCACCAGUGCUGAUCGUGAAAUUCAACGAACACUCAUGGAGUUGCUCAACCAGCUGGAUGGUUUCGACUAUCUGGGCAAAACCAAGAUCAUCAUGGCAACCAACCGACCUGACACAUUGGACCCUGCGCUUCUUCGUGCUGGUCGACUGGACCGAAAGAUUGAGAUUCCUCUGCCUAACGAGGUCGGACGUCUCGAGAUUCUCAAGAUUCACUCACAAAGCGUGGUAGUCGAUGGAGACCUUGAUUUCGAAAGUGUGGUGAAGAUGAGUGACGGGCUCAACGGUGCUGAUUUGCGAAAUGUGGUUACUGAAGCCGGUCUAUUUGCUAUCAAGGAUUACCGAGACUCGAUCAAUCAGGACGAUUUCAACAAGGCUGUUCGCAAGGUCGCAGAAUCCAAGAAGUUGGAGGGCAAGCUUGAGUACCAGAAGCUGUAAGCGGCGGAAGGGUGUGUCAUGCCAGACCAAGAUGGAUAGAUAUAACAGCGGAAAGGUGCAUGGAAACCCAAGGACGAUGGAAGUUGAUGGGUCCAGCGUUGCUAGGUAAUCCGUGUAAGACUGUACAAUAGAGUCAGGGCAAACAGCGAUAGAUUAGCUCAGCCCUAGAAGCAGGAAUGUACAUGGCGUCCAGGAAAAGCAGGAAAGUUUCUUGCGACUAUCACAAUACAUGUUUGACGAACGUGAGAUUCAUAUGCCAAUGC